This is a messenger RNA of Lycium ferocissimum, 3606 nucleotides long. RefSeq names its product putative late blight resistance protein homolog R1B-16. The record is from RefSeq and is a predicted model, not a curated record. The coding region runs from base 155 to 2779 and encodes 874 amino acids. Gene Ontology annotation, biological process: defense response to other organism. Gene Ontology annotation, molecular function: ADP binding. Lineage: Eukaryota; Viridiplantae; Streptophyta; Magnoliopsida; Solanales; Solanaceae. The transcript is spliced from 2 exons.
ACAUCACUUCUUAAGUCUUGAUCUUCAUAUCUUGAAACUAAUAUUAAUAAAAAUAAGAAAAAGAAGAAGUAUUUGAUCUUCUUUGUCUCUACAACUCAAGAAAGAAUAGAGGAUAUCUUUUACUAAUUACAGUAAUUAAACUUACCUAGUGAAAAUGGCUUAUGCUGAAGUCACAUCUUUGAUGCAGACACUACAGAGACUCAUGCAACUUCAUCCAUGUCCAAUUCAGCCAAAAAGAAAAAAGAAAAUUGAAUCUCUCCUACAAAAGGUCAGUUUCUUACAAGUCUUUUUUGAUGACUCUGGAAAAGAUCAAUGCAACGAUCAUGAGGACAUUAAGUACUUAGAAGGAAUUAUUAGAGAUGUGUCAUGUAAAGCAGAAGAUUUAGUUGAGGAAAUUAUGUUUGAUUAUUCAUCUAGUUCAGGUUUAAAGAAGAUUGCAACUAAGUUUCUUGACACUAAUCUAUAUAGAAAGAUUAAAUUUAUUGAGGUUGCAAUUACAAGAGUUUAUGAUGACAUUUCUUCUAUCAAAGUUAGACCAACAACAAGUUCCUCUUGUUAUGGGGGUUCGCACGAUCUUACACCACCUUUGAGUUCACAAAAGGAUGUUGUAGUUGGUCUAGAUGAUGAUUUUCUAAGAAUUGCAGAUAAACUAACGGGGUACCCUAGUAAGCUAGACGUUGUGGCAAUUUUUGGUAUGGGGGGUAUUGGUAAAACUACUCUUGCUAAAAGAGUUUAUCAUGACAAGUUAAUAGAGUAUCACUUUUAUAUUCGAGCGUGGAUAACUAUAUCGCAACGAUAUAGUGUGAGGAAUUUGUUAUUGGGCCUUCUGAAUUGUACCUCCCGAGUUCCCUUUAGAAUGGAUGAACUGGGAAAUGAAGAAUUGGCUGAACAACUGUACAAAAGUUUAAAAGGAAGGAGAUAUCUCAUCGUCAUGGAUGAUAUAUGGGAUACUAAGACAUGGAAUGAUGUGAGAAGAUAUUUUCCAAAUGACAACAACGGAAGCAGAAUAAUGGUGACUAGUCGAAUCAUGGAGGUUGCUGACUUUAUCAACCCAUAUAACCGUCCUCAUCAAAUGCGUUUCUUGACAGCAGAUGAAAGUUGGAAGCUGUUGCAAGAGAAGGUUUUAGGAUUAGAAUCCUGCUCUGAUUACGAAAUGGAAAGGAUUGGAAUGCAAAUUGCACAAAAAUGCAAAGGACUACCACUAGCAAUUGUUAUGGCAGCAGGAAUUCUUUCGAAAGUAAGCGCGACACCAAGUAGAUGGAGUGCUGUUGCAGGAAGUAUUCAUUCUUCAUUUGUAACACAGGAGUCGCGGGAAUGCUUGGAUAUACUAGCAUUGAGUUACAAUCAUUUGCCACAUCAUUUGAAGGCAUGCUUUCUUUACAUGGGCGCUUUCCCUGAAGAUCUCGAGAUCCCUGUGUGGAGGCUCAUCAGGUUAUGGGCUGCUGAAGGGUUUAUAAAGUUGGAAUCACCAAAGACUUUGGAAUGGGUAGCACAAGAAUAUUUGCAGGAUCUCAUCGACAGAAGCCUAAUUUUAGUGGGCAAGAGAUCCUAUGAUAGAGUCAAAACAUGUAGCAUUCAUGAUGUCUUGCGAAAGUUUUGCCUGGAAGAAGCUCAACGAGAAAAACUUUUGCAUGUUGUUAGAAGGUUCGAACCACAUUUUUGCCAAGGCGCUCACCGGCGCCUACAUUUCCAUUUGGACAUUUCUGCCUACUCCUCCUAUACAUAUUCUAAUCCAUACCUUCGAUCUUUCUUGUCAUCAAAAGCAUGCUCGGUUUUAGAGGGUUCCUAUUUCGGUUGUAUGGGCUUCAAAUUGCUUCGGGUGUUGGAUGUAGUUAGCUAUUACUUUUACCGUUUCCCCAUUCAGGUCAUAAAACUAGUUCAUUUGAGGUACCUCGCGCUCUCCAUCAAUUCUGAGCUUCCUAGGUUGAUAUCCAAGCUCAAGAAUCUGCAAACCUUAAUCAUUUAUUGGGGAACCAAGGAGACGCGCACUCUUCCCUUGGAAAUUUGGAAGAUGCCAAUACUAAGGCACAUCCAUGUGAAAGGAGAUGUUUUGUUAAUUGAACCCAUUGCUAAUCACUCUAAAAAGAACUUUCAAGUCUUGGGGAAUCUGCAAACACUUUGCACUAUUACUAUUAGCACAAUCAACUUUUUGCAUGGACUUGUUGCUACAAUACCUAAUCUAAUGACAUUGGCCACUAAUCUGGUAACCAACGGAAACUAUGCAGAUUGGCUUGGUGAUUGUCUCAACAACCUAGUGCAUCUGUACUCACUUGAAACUCUGAAGUUGCUGUUCAACUUGCCAAUGAAAAAUCCUCGUCCCUGUAAUUCUAUCCAACGCUGGGAUGCAUUCCCGCCGAAUCUCAAGAAGUUGACUUUGAGCUGCAGCCUUUUACCAUGGGAAGACGCUAAAGUUCUAGGGAAGUUACCAAAUCUUGAAGUUCUCAAACUGAAACAUUUGUCCUUCCAAGGACCGGAAUGGGAAACCAAUGAAGAGGGGUUUCAUCAACUCAAAUAUCUGUUGGUUGAGAGCGCAGACUUGGUGCUUUGGAAGCAGGCCAGUACAGGUGGUUAUCCAUUUCCAGCUCUCCGACAUUUAGUUUUGAGGUUUUGCGACAAGCUAAAAGAAAUCCCUUAUGAAAUUGGAGAUAUCCCAUCGUUGGAAGUUAUGGAGUUGCAUUCCUGUAGCCCUUAUGCUGUGAGACUCGCUACAACGAUUCAAGAAGAGCAAAUUAACUUGGGAAACAGUUGCCUUGAAAUUUUCAUUCAUCCAGCUAGGUAGGUAAUUAAGGAUUUCUACUAACUCAUGAGUCCCUUUUUUCAGAUGAUUAUUGUGAAAUCAUGAGGAUUUUUUAUCAUAUGUUGGAAUCACAGUAUUACAAACAGAUUCUUGAUAACUGCUUCAAAGAAAAUCAAAAUUGAUGAGAUAAGCAAAUUUAGGAUUGAUAGAUUUACAUACCAGAUGCACAUGGUCAUCAUAAGAUAUGUAACACGAGGGCCUGCUUCUAACCACCUUCUUGGAUACCUAUAUAUCGAAUAUCAUAACAUCUGACUGUAUAAAUAUUCUGCUAUGAUUUAAUGUUAAUUUACAUCUUCCAUGCAAACUUGUUGCCGCAACUGCUCUUUCUUAUAUGUCACUUGAUUGAGUGUGUGUGUGCAGGAUCCAAUGGUCAUGAUAAGAAAUUUUGCAUUCAUGAUAUGGAACAAAAAUAGAAGAGGAACUACUACUGUUUUGUAACUAGCUUCCUGAUAGAAGAGGUAGUUGAAGUUAGAAAGUAAUUCGACGAUGAGCCUAUAAAGUUUAGUCACUUAAAACUCUCAGAAUUGAUAAGAAGAGGCAGCAUUUCACUCCCUAUUCAGUUUUCGUCAUUUGGCUAGUAAGUAUUGCAGUGUUUUGUAAUCAUUGUGAAUGGCGACUCUUAAUUUUGUUCUCUAUGAUUUAGCCGCAGCACUUUGCAUUGUUAUGAACAGUGAAGUUAAAUACUUGGCUAAUUUGUAAACUGCCGCAGUUCUAAUUUGAUAACAAAGGUUAAUUGCAGCACUUUGUAAACAGAAUGAAAUCAUAAACUUGGAGGAAGCAAAUUUAUAUUUCAUUCCCAAGAUUAUGUU